This is a messenger RNA of Girardinichthys multiradiatus, 5561 nucleotides long. Its product is annotated as phospholipid-transporting ATPase ABCA3-like. Gene Ontology annotation, cellular component: membrane; intracellular membrane-bounded organelle. Gene Ontology annotation, molecular function: ABC-type transporter activity; ATP hydrolysis activity; lipid carrier activity. Gene Ontology annotation, biological process: lipid transport; transmembrane transport. The record is from RefSeq and is a predicted model, not a curated record. Lineage: Eukaryota; Metazoa; Chordata; Actinopteri; Cyprinodontiformes; Goodeidae.
GGCAUUUUGUGGAUGAAUUUACAGACUUUAGCCAGCCGCUGGUGCAGUGUCAUCGGCCUCUCUGGCAGGCAGCAGACUGGAAGGGACACCGCCGGACAGGCUUCGCUGCCAACGCGCUUAGCUCCUCCAGAUGCAGCCGCGCAUCGACCGUGAGGGUGAAGGAAGAAGGCUCGCAGUGAUGUUUUACGCACCGGUGUGAGAAAAUAAGGAGGAAAUUGUUUUCACCUCGACUGGAGGGGGGGAGAGAGAGACCACCGUUUAUGUUCCCGAAGCCGUUUCAUUUUAAGCUCCUAUAGAAAGCUGCCUGGUCGGUGCCUUGUUUCAAUUCAGAUAUGGCGAUAAGACAAUUUGGACUGCUGGUGUGGAAAAACUAUCUUCAGCAGAAACGUCAGAUCCUUGUAACUCUAGUGGAGAUCCUAUUGCCGCUGCUUUUCUCCGGCAUCCUCAUCAUGCUGCGUCAGAAGGUGCCUUUUCAGGACUACCCGAAUGCCACUAUCUACGAGAGCUUUGCUGUCGACAUUUUACCAAAACAUUUUAUGCGAGAGCUGCAGCUGGGCUACGUGCCCAGUAACUCCAGUGUGGUGCGUAAGGUGGCAGAGGACGUGCGAGCCAGCCUGUCCCUCGCUUCAGUGCGUGGCUUUGAGACAAAGGAGCAGUUUGAGGAGCACAUCAGAACCGACCCCCAGUCGCACCAGAUAUUGGCGGCUGUCGUCUUUGAACACCCCUUCACUCAUGAUGAAGAACCCCUACCCCGGCAGGUGAGCUACCACCUACGCUUCACCUUCACACCAGGCAAUGCCCCACCUAAGGAGAAGUCCAAACUGAGCCCGAACAGCGACCUGUACUGGCACACUUUCAGCCUCUUUCCCCUUUUUCAGCUGCCAGUCCCAAGCGAGCAGCAUGACAAGGAGGGUGGGACACCAGGUUAUUUCCGUGAGGGCUUUCUGGCUGUCCAGCAUGCAGUGGACCGAGCCAUCAUGCGAUCUUACAACAGAACCGGAGCGGACCGUCUGCUGGCAAUGACCAGGGUGGUUCUGUCACGCUUUCCUUACCCUAACUUUAUCUAUGAUGUCUUCAUCUUGGCCAUUCAAAACCAGCUGCCGCUUCUCUUAGUGCUCAGCUUCACUUAUACGUCCCUCAACAUAGUGCGAGCUGUGGUGCAGGAGAAGGAACGGAAGCUCAAGGAGUACAUGAGGAUGAUGGGCCUCAGUAACUGGCUGCACUGGAGCGCAUGGUUCCUGAUGUUCUUUCUCUUCCUCUCCAUUUCAGUGUUCUUUGUUACUCUGCUCCUCUGUAUCCGGGUGAGUCCUAACGGUGCAGUGCUGAACUACAGCGACCCCACACUGGUCUUCGUCUUCCUGCUCGCCUUCACUGUCGCCACCAUCAACUACAGCUUCAUGAUCAGUGCCUUCUUCUCACGAGCCAAUGUGGCAGCAGCAGCAGGCGGCUUCAUCUACUUCCUCAGCUACCUGCCUUAUUUGUUCCUGUGGCCUCGCUAUGACUUACUGAGCCACACUCAAAAGGUGUCGGCCUGCCUUAUCUCCAAUGUGGCCAUGGCCAUGGGAGCACAGCUUAUAGGAAUGUUUGAAGGCAAAGGUACUGGAAUCCAGUGGUCGAACAUGUUUGACUCUGUGACGGUGGACGAUGACUUCUCCCUGGCCCAGGUUCUGUGCCUGCUGCUGUUCGACUCGGUGCUUUACGGCCUGGUGGCCUGGUACAUGGAGGCUGUGUUUCCUGGGGAGUACGGAGUGCCUCUUCCAUCUUACUUCUUUUUACUGCCAUCAUACUGGUGCAGCAGCCCUCGCAUGGCUUUAGUAAACGAGAAGGAGGAAGAAGAAGAUGCAGAAAAAGCUAUGAAAGGAGAGUUCAUGGAGGAAGAGCCAGCUGGAGUAGUGUCUAGAAUAAAGAUUAAACACCUCACUAAGGAGUUCAAAGUAGGGAACAAGACACGACUGGCUGUGCGAGAUCUGACACUGAACAUGUUCGAGGGGCAGAUCACAGUGGUGCUGGGACACAAUGGUGCUGGGAAGACCACCACACUGUCCAUGCUUACAGGUUUGUUUCCACCCAACAGGGGCAGGGCAUACAUAAACGGGUAUGACAUCUGUCAGGACAUGGCUCUUAUCCGACGCAGUCUGGGUCUCUGUCCCCAGCACGAUGUUUUGUUUGAUAACUUCACAGUGAGAGAGCAUCUGCUCUUCUAUGCACAGCUAAAAGGCUUCCCCAAGGAGCAAAUUUCGGACGAGGUGGAUCGGAUCAUCAGCAUCUUGAAUCUCGAGGACAAGCGUCAUUCUCGCUCCAAGACCCUCUCUGGCGGCAUGAAGAGGAAUCUUUCUAUCGGCAUUGCCCUCAUUGGAGACUCCAAGGUCGUCAUGCUAGACGAGCCCAGGUCGGGUAUGGAUCCAUCAGCACGACGGGCCACCUGGGACCUUCUACAGGGAGAGAAGCGAGGCCGCACCAUCCUCCUCACUACUCACUUCAUGGACGAGGCUGACCUGCUCGGUGACCGGAUCGCCAUCAUGGCAGGUGGCAAGCUGCAGUGCUGCGGCUCUUUGCUCUUCCUGAAGAACAAAUAUGGUGCUGGCUACCACAUGGUGAUGGUCAAAGACGCCCUCUGUAAUGUGUCUGAGAUCACACACCAUGUUCACAUGUAUGUUCCCAACGCUACACUGGAGAGCAGCGCCGGAGCCGAGCUCUCUUACAUCCUGCCUAAAGAAAGCACCAGCAAGUUUGAGCUGCUGUUCGCUGAGCUAGAAAUGAACAAAGAGGAACUGGGUAUUGCAAGCUAUGGGGCCUCAGUGACCACCAUGGAAGAAAUUUUCCUCAGAGUUUGAAAGCUUGUGGAUUCUAGUUUGGACAUUCAGGCGAUCCAGCUGCCAGCCCUUCAGUACCAACACGAGAGACGCUCCCAUGACUGGACCACCGAUGAUGCCAGCAGCAUCAGUGGCCUGACAGAUGUCACCGAUUUCACAGACAGUGGCACGCUCAUCUCUGAGGAUGGGUCAAACAUUAAGCUGAACACAGGGGUAAGACUCCACCUGCAGCAGUUUUAUGCCAUGUUUCUGAAGAGGGCGCAGUACAGCUGGAGGAACUGGAAGGUGAUGGUGGCUCAGUUUUUGGUCCCUUUGAUCUUCACUGUUGUGGCCUUAGUGGUGGCGAACACCUUUCCCAACCACCAGGAUGCUCCGCUGCUGAGGCUGGCCCUCAGCCGCUACGGUCCCACCAGGGUCCCUGUGGCCUUGCAGCCUAGGGCGGACCUCCUUGCCUCUUCCUUAGCGAACACAUAUACCUCCCAGCUCCUAGCCCAGCUGGGUGAGCUCAGAAACAUCACAGACUUCACAGAUUACGUCCUGACCAAUGCAAAAGCAGAAAGCGGCAGCUUCAACGAGCGUUGCGUGGUAGGUGCUGCCUUCCUUGGCAGGACCAGCCAGUAUUCAGAGGCAACAGCCUACUUCAACAACCAGGGCUACCACACACCUGCCACAGCCCUCAUGAUGGUGGACAGUGCUCUGUUCAGUUUAGCUGGGCCCAAUGCAUCCAUCCUGACAGGCAAUUACCCCAUGCCUAGAAACCUGUCAGAGGCUGCAAGGAGCCAGCUCAGAGUGAGUAAGACUGGGUUUGCCAUUGCCAUCAACCUGAUGUACGGCAUGGCCUCACUGUCCAGCACUUUCGCCCUGCUGCUUGUAACUGAGUCCUCCAUCAAGUCGAAGCACAUACAGCAGGUCAGCGGCGUCUACCUGUCCAACUUCUGGUUCUCUGCCCUGCUGUGGGACCUGGUCAACUUCCUGCUGCCAUGCCUCCUCAUGUUGGUUGUAUUCCAAGCAUUUGGAGUUGAAGCUUUUGUGGCGGAUCACCACCUCGUCGACGUUUUCCUGAUUCUCCUCCUGUACGGCUGGGCCAUUGUGCCUCUGAUGUAUCUACUCAGCUUCCUCUUCUCCACUGCUGCCACCGCCUACACACGCCUCACUAUCUUCAAUGUGAUCUCUGGGACUGCCACGUUUCUGGCCGUCACUAUCAUGACCGUCCCAGAGUUAAACCUGGUAAACCUGUCGCAUGUAUUGGAUAAGGUGUUCCUGAUCUUCCCAAACUACUGCCUGGGCAUGUCAUUCAGCCAGUUCUACCAGAACUACGAAUUCAUAAAGUUUUGCACCUCAGGUCCCAUCAGCGAAACAAUCUGCAAAUACUUAAACAUCACAUACCAGACAAACUACUUCUCCAUGUCAGAGCCUGGUGUGGGUCGCUUCCUGGUGUCCCUCUCGGUGCAGGGUGUCAUCUUCAAUGCUCUGCUGUUUGUCAUUGAGCUGCAGUGUGUCCGCACUGUCUGCAGACUCUUCACCUCUCUUGGCGGAAAACACAAACAGAUGCCUCUGUUAGAUGAUGCGGCGUUCCUUCCAGAGGACCGGGAUGUAGCUGAAGAGAGGAAGCGGGUCCUGGAGUGCCAGCCAGUGGUGGAGUCCAUGGUUGGCAGCCCCCUCAUACUGCAUGAACUCAGCAAGAUUUAUAGCAGCGGGGAGAACCUUCUGGCUGUGGACAGGCUGUCUCUCGCUGUGGGGAAGGCUGAGUGUUUUGGCCUCCUGGGCUUUAACGGAGCAGGAAAGACCACAACGUUUAAGAUGCUGACCGGUGAUGAGAGUGUUACAUCUGGAGACGCCUACAUAGAUGGCUACAGCAUCCUGAGGGACAUUAAGAAGGUGCAGCAGCGCAUAGGUUACUGUCCUCAGUUUGAUGCUGUGCUGGACCACAUGACAGGAAGAGAGACGCUGAGCAUGUACGCCAGGCUCAGAGGAAUCCCAGAGAAGUAUGUAGCUGGCUGUGUGGAAAACGUCCUGAGAUCACUGCUGCUGGAGCCUCAUGCUGAUAAACUGACCCGCAGCUACAGCGGUGGUAAUAAGAGGAAGCUAAGUGCGGGAAUGGCUUUGAUGGGUGGACCUCCGGUCAUCUUCCUGGAUGAGCCUUCCACAGGGAUGGACCCUGUGGCCCGGAGGCUGCUUUGGGAUGCAGUUACGCGCAUCAGGGAGUCUGGGAAGGCUAUAAUAAUCACUUCUCACAGAAUGGAAGAGUGUGAGGCCCUUUGUAGCAGGCUGGCAGUGAUGGUAAAUGGUCAGUUCAAGUGCCUCGGGAGUCCCCAACACCUGAAGAGCAAGUUUGGCAGCGGCUACACGCUACUGGCUAAAGUACACAAGGAGGAGGAUUUGGAGGAAAGCGACCUGCAGUUUUUUAAAGACUUCAUUGAAAGCACUUUCCCAGGAAGCCAACUCAAAGAUGAGCACCAGGGAAUGGUUCACUACCAUCUGACUGAUAAAACACUGACCUGGGCACAGGUGUUUGGCACUUUGGAGGCAGCCAAAGAGAAGUACUGCAUUGAAGACUACUGUGUGAGCCAGAUUUCCCUGGAGCAAGUAUUUCUCAGCUUUGCUCAGUUCCAACACUGCACACAGACUGACAGGAAGUAGGCAAAAGGAGCAAGGAAUCCGUCCAGUGCUGACCUAAAACCCGUCUGCAAGGACACGCGGCUGGAAGCGAACAACGUUGGUUGACUCCAUCUCCAUUUCUGACUUAAA